UGAGAAGCUGUGUAUAUAUUGAGCCAAAGCAGAGUGCAGAGCAGAACUUCUCCAAACUGAAGAGCAGAUAGAAGAGAGACAUGGUCUUCCUCAGAGUGCUGCUGCUUUUAUUCCUUCCACUCAUUGGCAUUGCCAAAGCGAGGAUGCUGAGUCCAGACAGAGUGCAGGCAUUUGUGAAGGACAGUAAUGGUGUUCAGGAUGAUGAAACCUGCCAAGACUGCAUCCAUAUCAUAGAGAUCCUGAAACACCUCCUAAUGGAUAAAGAGUUCCAGAAUCAGUUUCAGGUGAAGCUGGUGAACAUUCUGGAGAAUGUAUGUGACUUGCUGCCUGAGGAGAUUGCGCAGCAGUGCCACAGUGAAGUGGAGAGUAAACUUUCUCUCACCCUGACCUUCGUCACUGGGCUGAUGAACCCUGGAGAAGUGUGCACUAAGCUUAACCUGUGCAAUGGCGGCUUCAAGCUGCAGAUCGAGGACAUUUUGCUGAAUUACAUACAGAAGACUAUCACACCGCUUAAUGCCAUGAUGGAGGCCUCGCUCGCGUGCAACGCUUGCACAUACACUUUAAAUGUGCUAGACUGUCUCCUCCCCAUAGCACAGACAGAGAGUGCUGUGAACACUUUGCUGGAUGAAGUUUGUUCUGUCCUCCCCAUCCUCAUCAGUGGUCAGUGCUCACGGCUGGUUCAGAGAUCAGUGAAGAAGCUGUUUGAGGAGCUCUUGAAUGCUGCAUCGCCCAACUCCCUCUGCUCUGUGCUGCGGCUCUGUCAGAGUAACAUGAUGCCUCCUCUCUCGGACUGUGACUCCUGUAUGACUCUGCUCAUCCUGUCUCGUCUCCAGUUGGGCUCCAACGCCACUCAGCCUCAGGUUACCUCCUUCCUGCGCUCCGUGUGCCAGUCGCACCCCGGCGUCCUGCCCAAGUGUGAGAGUUUCACUCAGCGCUAUGGUGAGCAGCUCCAGGGGAUUCUGGGUAAAGAGGCAGUAGCUUUGGAUGCAUGUGAGAGAGCCGAACUGUGUUUGGGGAGAAAGAUGACAGGGCAGGGAGACGUUGGUGACCCCUGCACACUGGGGCUGAGCUACAGCUGCCGAGAUCUACAAACUGCUCACGCCUGUAGGGUUGUCUCUUUCUGCCAGACAAACGUGUGGAAAUAGACGUCUGUUGGAUUUUGGCCAAUCACAUCGGCUUCUUCUCAUUACAUCAUCAGUGACACAUCUUAAAAAGAUUGUACAGAAAUCUACAGUCUGUUUGCUUUUCUAAUCUGGGCGACGAGGUGAACCUGAGCUCUGACCUGCUCUAGUUUAAGCAAAUAUGAAAAAAAGAAAAUAAUGAUAAGAUGAAAUCAGCCAUCGAGGCACUGACUCUUCAGACAUUACUGAUGCAAUGCUAACACUAUUACUACAUUCAGUGUUUGUUUUUUUUUGUCUAUUUCUAUCUUUGUUUUUGGAAAAUGAUUGAGGACGUGAUUGUCAAGACUGAGGUAACAUUAAACUAUGUAAAGAGUUA
Messenger RNA from Hemibagrus wyckioides, 1497 nucleotides. RefSeq names its product surfactant protein Ba (gene sftpba). The coding region runs from base 81 to 1145 and encodes 354 amino acids. The transcript is spliced from 13 exons. The record is from RefSeq and is a predicted model, not a curated record. NCBI's taxonomy places the organism in Eukaryota, Metazoa, Chordata, Actinopteri, Siluriformes, Bagridae.